GUCGCUAGCGAGCAGCAGAAUAGGGGCGGUGCGUGUUGGCUGGGGGCUCCCAGGAGCUGCGAAGCUGCCUGCCCUCGCUCCUCGCGUGGCCGUGCCCUGCCGAUAUGCCCGAGGAGGCGGGCUUUCCGCCGGCUAAGAGAUUCCGGCAGGGCUUUGGGCCUCCGAGCCACGCCGGGUCCUGCCCUCCCGCGAAGCGAGUGGUAAUGCUGCUGAGCGCGGGCGGCGGUGGCGGAGGAGGAGGCCGGCGGCGGCAGCCGCCCCUGGCCCAGCCCUCAGCCAGCCCCUACCCCGAGGCUGUGGAGUUCCAGCGCCGGAGUCUGCCCAUCUUCCAGGCCCGGGGGCAACUGUUGGCCCAGCUCCGAAACCUGGAUAGCGCCAUCCUCAUCGGGGAAACCGGCUCUGGGAAGACAACUCAGAUCCCUCAGUACCUCUAUGAAGGAGGGAUUGGUCGCCAGGGCAUCAUUGCUGUGACCCAGCCUCGUCGGGUGGCAGCCAUCUCUCUUGCCACUAGAGUCUCAGAUGAGAAGAGAACUGAACUUGGGAAGCUGGUUGGCUAUACAGUGCGCUUCGAUGAUGUCACCUCAGAAGACACCAGGAUCAAGUUCCUGACAGACGGCAUGCUUCUGCGUGAAGCAAUUUCAGAUUCCCUGCUUCGGAAGUAUAGCUGUGUCAUUUUGGAUGAAGCCCACGAACGGACUAUCCACACUGACGUGCUCUUUGGAGUGGUGAAGGCUGCACAGAAGAGGAGGAAGGAGCUGGGGAAACUGCCUCUAAAAGUGACUGUGAUGUCAGCCACAAUGGAUGUGGACCUGUUCUCUCAGUACUUCAAUGGAGCCCCGGUCCUCUACCUGGAGGGUCGGCAGCAUCCAAUCCAGAUUUUUUACACCAAACAACCUCAGCCAGAUUACCUGCACGCCGCACUUGUCUCAGUCUUCCAGAUUCACCAGGAAGCCCCUUCUUCUCAGGACAUCCUGGUGUUCCUCACUGGUCAGGAGGAAAUCGAAGCAAUGAGCAAGACCUGCCGAGACAUUGCAAAGCACCUCCCAGACGGCUGCCCCUCCAUGCUGGUCCUGCCCCUGUACGCCUCCCUGCCCUACGCCCAGCAGCUCCGUGUCUUCCAGGGGGCCCCAAAGGGCUAUCGCAAAGUGAUCAUUUCAACCAACAUCGCUGAAACCUCCAUAACCAUUACAGGAAUAAAAUAUGUAGUUGACACGGGCAUGGUUAAAGCAAAGAAGUAUAACCCUGACAGUGGCCUGGAAGUGUUGGCUGUGCAGCGGGUGUCAAAGACCCAGGCCUGGCAGCGCACAGGACGCGCUGGCAGAGAGGACAGUGGCAUCUGUUACCGGCUCUACACAGAGGAUGAGUUUGAGAAGUUUGAGAAGAUGACCGUGCCGGAGAUCCAAAGGUGUAACCUGGCAAGUGUGAUGCUGCAGCUGCUAGCAAUGAAGGUCCCCAACGUGCUCACCUUUGACUUCAUGUCCAAACCGUCUCCAGACCAUAUUCAGGCGGCCAUUGCCCAACUGGACCUGUUAGGUGCUCUUGAGCAUAAGGAUGACCAGCUUUCCCUGACUUCAAUUGGAAGAAAGAUGGCAGCAUUUCCUUUAGAACCCAAAUUUGCCAAAACCAUCCUCCUGUCCCCCAAAUUUCACUGUACGGAGGAGAUACUGACCAUUGUCUCCCUGCUGUCUGUGGACAGUGUUCUCUACAACCCUCCCUCCCGGCGGGAUGAGGUGCAGGGUGUCCGGAAGAAGUUCAUAUCCAGUGAGGGCGAUCACAUUACCCUGCUCAACAUCUACCGGGCCUUCAAAAACAUAGGCGGAAAUAAGGACUGGUGCAAAGAGAAUUUUAUCAACAGCAAGAAUAUGAUGCUAGUAGCUGAAGUCAGAGCACAGCUAAGGGAUAUCUGCUUAAAGAUGUCAAUGCCGAUCAUGUCAUCUCGAGGGGACAUGGAGAAUGUCCGCCGCUGCCUGGCUCACAGCCUCUUCAUGAGCACCGCUGAGCUUCAGCCGGACGGUACCUAUGCCACCACAGACACUCACCAGCCCGUGGCCAUCCACCCCUCAUCCGUCCUCUUCCACUGCAAGCCCGCCUGCGUCGUGUACACUGAGCUGCUCCACACCAGCAAGUGCUACAUGCGAGACCUCUGCGUGGUGGACGCCGAGUGGUUGUACGAGGCCGCCCCAGAGUACUUCCGGAGGAAGCUGAGAACCGCCAGAAACUGAGCCACCCUAGGCCACUGCUGAAACUGCCAGGACCGGGAGCUGGGACGACAGCUGUCCCCGCAGCAGACUUCCAGCCUGGCACCUAGUGAGGUGGCAGAUUUUAAUGUAAUGGAACAUGCCCGACUUCCUGGAGCUUGCACAUGUCUUUCUUUAAACUUCUAAGACUGAACCACGUAGGUGUGUUCCUACCAUUUAUACCUUUGAAACAUCAAAAUUAUGCUUUUGGUUCUUGCUGGGUGACUUUGGGUGACCUAGUUAACUUCUGAGCCUCAGUUUCCUCAUGUGCCAAAUGGGGGUAAUAAUACUUGUGGGGUUGGAGUCCUGAGGUUUGGAGAACAUGGAAGUACCCAGAGCUGUGCAGCCCAUGGUGAACAUAAAAUGAACUGUUGGCUUGAUGUUACUGCUUUUUACAUGAUGUGAAUUGAGUAAAACAAAACCCCCAAAAUUCUCAAGACUAAGGGGGACUUUCUAGAAGGGGACCAUAGGAGGUCACAGAGCUCAGAUGUUGUCCUUGGAUCUAUUUUAAUGUCUAUCUGUAAGAAGUUUUGAAAUAGAAAGCCUAAGAGAUUGACAUCGGUAGAAGUUUCAGGAGGGAGGCGCUGUUGGUGCUCACCUCAGCGGCUGGCCUCCCCGAGGGGACCUCCUCCUCAGGGAGCGGCCCCCUGCUGCCUCCAAGCAGCGGGCAGUAAAGGAGCACUCGCAGGUUGCUGAGCUGUGUAUCUUCGGCCUUGGUGCUUCUGUGACAGGUGGCCUCACCUGUCCUUCCAGGAGACAUGGAAGUUUCCUGGGUGAACGUUCCUUGGUAUCUUCUAAAUCACAUCAAGUAUAAAUGUGGGAAACUGACCUUGGAGGGCGAUGGCCUCCCGCAUACUCAGUUGCUACUUUUCUCUGUAACUGGGUCCACAUAAAUGAGUGAGUGUGAGGAAUGACUCAGUGCCACAUUUCAGCCAUUUCUCUUCUGGCAGGGUCCCUGGUGAGAGGGCUGGUGGGGGAAGUGAGGAGAAACAAGUGGUCCACAGGAACCAGACAGCAUUGAUUGGCUCAUCCCGGCCGCCACAUCUGGUGUUUAUAUUCUAGCAUCUUAUUAAUUAUCUUUUUCCUUGAGACUUGGGGACAACUUGGCUUUGUUAUUUCCUAACUCUACCAAUCAUCAUUCUCUAACCCUUAAGUUUCUAAGUUUCUACAUUUUUCAGAGGGAAUUAGAGGGUAUCCAUGGUCUUCCUAUUUUUUUUUAUUUUUUUUUUUGAGAAGG
This is a messenger RNA of Pteronotus mesoamericanus, 3474 nucleotides long. RefSeq names its product DEAH-box helicase 33 (gene DHX33). The record is from RefSeq and is a predicted model, not a curated record. The coding region runs from base 105 to 2222 and encodes 705 amino acids. NCBI's taxonomy places the organism in Eukaryota, Metazoa, Chordata, Mammalia, Chiroptera, Mormoopidae. The transcript has 12 exons. Gene Ontology annotation, cellular component: intracellular anatomical structure; nucleolus. Gene Ontology annotation, molecular function: helicase activity; double-stranded RNA binding. Gene Ontology annotation, biological process: positive regulation of transcription by RNA polymerase I.